ACUUUUCUGAGCUUUGCUGUGACUGCUCCCCUUUUAUACUCUCUCUCUCUCUCUUGCUCCCUCUCUCUCUCUUUGUCCAUCACACCAGAGCUCUUUUUCCUAAUUUUCCCAUGGUGCACGGUGUCCCUGCAUGGGGGAGUGUUUACGGGAUGUUAUCUGUGUCAGUCCCGGCCCCUGGAGUCUCUCUGGAGUGGGUUCUGGUGGAAUGCUGGAACGGGAUGGAGGAGGAAUUUCAAAAGGAGGAGUGACGAGAGACAGGCACAGAGAAAGGGUGAGGGAAAGAGAGAGAGAGAGAGAGAGAGAGAGAGAGAGAGAGAGAGAGAGAGAGAGAGAGAGAGAGAGAGAGAGAGUAUAAAUAAAUCCCAAGGAAGCUGGUGCUCACAGGCGCAGCUGGACUCCUGGAUAACUGGACUCAAGCCCACUGAAAAAAGACAAAAGGCACCAACAAACUCUCUGGAUUUCUGCUUAGAUUUAGUUACUGUGACAAACGUAAAGAUGAAUAGUGUGGCGGACUGGCUCGUUCAGAACAGGGACAAGGUCGAGAAAGGCGUGGAGAUCAUGGGGCAGGCCUCUGAGGUGCUGGCCUACACCGUGGGCCAGCUUCACCCCAUCCUGGAGGCGGUUUUCAUGGCCUCAGCUGAGCUACUCAAAGACCCGGACAGCAAGGAAGCCCAAUACCUGACGCAACAGUUCGAACAGGUCAAUGCAAGACUCGAGGGAAUCACGGAGGAGAUCAACACGAUCGCCCUGGAGAUGAUGAAGUCCACAAUGAACAAGCAGAACUUUGACCUGGAGGCCAACAUUCUCAGUCAGUACGACAAGUUCCAGGACUUUGUCAACGCCAAGCCUGAGUACAGGCAGACCAAGAAGAAGAAGUUCCUCAGCCACUACGAGAACACGAAUGCCGACUUGAACAUGUUCUCCCUCUACAACUCCGUCAAGGGGGACAACAUCUCCGGAGACCCCAUUAUGGACACGGUGCUCGCCACCACCAAGAGAGACCGAAGGGCGGUGGAGAAUUUCUGCGCUUUGCUGAAGAGGCUUUUUGUGAAGGGGCUCAUCGUCAUCGUGGCCCACGCCGCCCUCAAGGAAGGGUCCAGCGGGGAGGAGAUCGUAAAGAUGUGGAAAGAUCGGAUGGAGGAUGUGGAGAAGUGCAUGAAAGACGCCGUGGACGAAUGCACCAAGAACUUUGCCGAACAAGCCAAGACGGACAUGGAGCUACUCCUCCAGGCGGACACCGGCACCGUCAAUUCUGAGUUCGUCAACAAACUUUUGGACUCGCUCAGUCGAAAAUACGACUGGGUGAGAUGGUCCAUCAGGGCCUUCAGAAACAGAGAGCGCAUUUUCUUCUUCAACUGGAUGGCAGGAAAGAAGUUCCACGGCAGCGGCGGAGCCAACUGGUUUGACAUUCUGACCAAGAACAAGAUCAAAGUGGUUUUCUCGUUCUGCGUCGACCCGAAGCCCAUCAACAAGAGUCAGGUGGUGGAGCAGAUCGAGAAGCAGAAGCUGAAGGGGAACAUGAUGGCGGUGGCUUUGUCUUUGCAGAAGUGCUUCCCCAACUGCCUGGUCCACGCCGUGAGCCAUUACAAGGCAGUGAUGGAGACCAACAACUUCAUGGAGGACUGCUAUUACUAUGGACAACACCAGAAAGCCUACGUGUGCAUCCAUCCUGAGUAGGCUCCAAGAAAAGACGGAUGUAUUCAUGAUCACCUAGAUUAAGAAGCGACUUUAGGACGUCUCUAAUAAAUGUGGAGCUAUAUCUUUUGGUGUAUAAUCUGCUUUGGGCACUGCUUUGUGAUUCCUGGUCUUGCAGAACUCCCUGUUCUUAUCAAUGUGUCUUCCAGUUCAAAUUAUGGGUUUUAUAAAGAUUUCAGAGCCGUACAUGUAAAUGCAAAUUUCGUAAAUUGUAUCAUUUGAGUCAAUAUUAAACAGGAGAGUCAAAAAUACCAGCUGGACAUCUGCCAGAGAUUCUGCCUUUCAUUUAAACCGCCUCUACCCCUGGGACAAUGUCAACAACCAAUCUGCAUGGCUGAUUUGUGGUGUUCAUUGAUGCUUAAGGGAUAAUUAGAUCAAUGUCAGGAUAUAUACCAUCUGAUACAACAUUGUUAGCAUAACAGCCAAUUAAAUGUUUAAACUAUCAGGGAACGAUGUUGACGUGUUGAUGCUGAAGAUGACAACUAGUCCAAGAAAGGCCAGGUCAAAAACUCUGAAAGUCAAAAACCUAAUAGCAGGUUAUGUUUAGUAAUGACUUGUUUCAGAUUUUCUUUGGAGGAUCGGUGAUGUUUACUGCUAUUUGAACAAAGAACUGACCUUUCAAGCAAGACGCAUUUCAGAAUAUCUCCCUCAGUAAUGGAGUGUUGGAAUCAAAGUUAAAUAAAUCAUUUAUUCAUUUUAUUUUUUCUCAGCAUUACUUUCGUGAUUGCUCCUCUAUCUGUUGGCGGAUGUUUUAAAUGAGAAAGCCAUCGUUAAAGACUGUAACCCACAAUGAUUUAUUUUGUGCUAUAAUUUCAGAAAUCUGCUUUGGAACGUGUUGAAUUAAGAGAGUUAUAAACUCUCUUAAUAUGUCCCUUUAGACAAAAAAAACAAUAAAAACAUUGUUCUGAUUCAUAUUUUUUUAAUGAUUUUACAAUAAAUCGAUAUGUCAUUAUAGGUUGUCUUGUGCUGCAGCUCUGCUAAACAUCCCAGAAUCAAAUCUGCAGCAGCUUCUAAAUGCAAACUGAAGUCAGAAACAUCGGUUAGAGGUACUCCCUGCUGUUGUUUACUCUGUCAUUAUGCAGAUGGGAGCAGCAACCUCAACGAGUCUGAAACCACGACUUAUUGUCUUCCUCGUGCGUUCAGAAGCGAUGUUCUGAUGUUCAGGUCCAGCCAGUUUGCCCUUAUCGCCCCCAGUGUUUCUGUGGAAUUAAAAUCCACCUUAAGUUUAUAUUCAGAAUGAAUUUUGGAAUAAUACAGAACUUCCCUUUUUGCAGAAUAUCAGAUAAACUCCACCUGUCCUCUGGUUAAAAGCGCCAGGACAGGUGAGUGAUUAGGCUGUAUGUGAGAUGUUUUAUUUUAUCUAAGAAUAGUUUAAAGUGCAGAGUAUGUAAUAAAACACAAAUAAAUCUUUUUAGCGUUUACUUAUAUAUAUAUGGUGCAAUAUUGUGACCAAGCUGUAUAAAACCAAGUACAAUCAUUUCUAUAUGUAUAAUUAACUUUGAUUUGUAAUAAAGAACAGAAUAAGAAG
Messenger RNA from Fundulus heteroclitus (mummichog), 3223 nucleotides. RefSeq names its product protein rapunzel. Bases 496 to 1677 code for a protein of 393 amino acids. NCBI's taxonomy places the organism in Eukaryota, Metazoa, Chordata, Actinopteri, Cyprinodontiformes, Fundulidae. The record is from RefSeq and is a predicted model, not a curated record. The transcript is spliced from 2 exons.